AUGAACUUCGAAUUACCAGAUGAACUACAUGAUCAUCUCCAAUCCGUUGAUUCAUUUAUUCAGUCUACCAUACUCCCUCUACAGCACACAGGUGAUAACAACCGUUUCUUCGAUCAUCGCCGCGAGGAUGCUAGGACAGACUGGGAUCAAAAUGGCAACCCGCGGCCCGAAUGGGAAGCCUUGCUGAAACAGGCUCGUGACCUGGCCGAUGAGGCGGGCUUCUACCGGUUUGCACUUCCCAAGAAGUAUGGGGGACAGGAGCACCCGGACACCAACUUAUGGAUGUCUGCUAUUCGCUUCUAUCUAUCCUCGCAUCCCGUUUAUGGAGGCGGCCUUGGCCUUGCCAACGAUUUACAGAAUGAACACAGUAUUGUUGGGAAUUUUCCCGAUGUCCUUAUGGUCCACCAUUUUGGAAGCGAACAGCAGCGGCAAACACUCAUUCCCGCCCGUCUUCGAGGGAAAUUUCGAAUGACCUUUGGCCUGACAGAGCCGGAACAUGGUAGCGAUGCAACGUUCAUGUCUACCGUAGCACGUCGUGAACGUGGCGGCUUUGAAAUCAGCGGAGCAAAAAAGUGGCAGACGGGUGCCCAUUCCUGUACCCACUUUCUGAUAUUCGCAAGAACGUCAGGAGCUGCAGGUUCCGGAACAGGAAUUACUGCUUUCCUCGUUCCUCGCGAAGCUUUCGGUCUCAGAAUCGCCAGUUAUGAAUGGACAUUAAAUAUGCCAACAGACCACGCAACGGUUGAGCUAGAAGGCGUAUGGGUACCAGAAUCCGCCGUCUUGGGCAUAGUCGACCAAGGCUUGGCCAUUGCGCAGACCUUUGUGCAUGAGAACCGCAUACGGCAAGCAGCCAGUUCCUGUGGCGCGGCCAAAUUCUGUCUCGAACGCAGCAUUGAGCGUGCCCGAUCGCGAAAGAUCUGGGGUGAGGGCAAGAUUCUGGCAGACAACCAGGCCAUCCAGUUCCCCAUAGUAGAAUUGAUGACACAAGUCGAGAUGUUGCGCUUGCUCAUACUGAAGACUAGUUGUGACAUGGACCGUAUUGUGGCCGCGAGCAAAGCAGGACAAGUUCAGCAACCCGCAUGGGUUGUGAUUGAGCGCCAACUCAGCGACAAGGUGGCAAUGUGUAAUUUCUGGGCUAAUCGACUGUGUUGUCAGGCUGCCGACCGGGCGAUUCAGAUCCACGGCGGCGACGGGUACUCCCGCCACUAUCCUUUCGAGCACAUCUAUCGCCAUUUCCGACGCUAUCGGAUCACUGAAGGCUCCGAGGAGAUUCAAAUGCGAAAGAUUGCAGCAUACAUAUUCGGGUUUGCAGGGCCGCUGAAGAGGGAGCUUGAUGCGACGGAGAGAUUAAAGGCGAAAAUUUGA
Penicillium canariense is the source of this 1365-nucleotide messenger RNA. RefSeq names its product acyl-CoA dehydrogenase family protein. NCBI's taxonomy places the organism in Eukaryota, Fungi, Ascomycota, Eurotiomycetes, Eurotiales, Aspergillaceae. Gene Ontology annotation, biological process: butyrate catabolic process; fatty acid beta-oxidation using acyl-CoA dehydrogenase. The transcript has 3 exons. Bases 1 to 1365 code for a protein of 454 amino acids. The record is from RefSeq and is a predicted model, not a curated record. Gene Ontology annotation, molecular function: flavin adenine dinucleotide binding.